Messenger RNA from Sceloporus undulatus (fence lizard), 4601 nucleotides. RefSeq names its product ER membrane associated RNA degradation (gene ERMARD). Bases 1 to 2163 code for a protein of 720 amino acids. The transcript has 18 exons. Lineage: Eukaryota; Metazoa; Chordata; Lepidosauria; Squamata; Phrynosomatidae. The record is from RefSeq and is a predicted model, not a curated record.
AUGGGGCCUGGACUGGCGGGAAAGGGCUCUCGCGCUCAAGCUCCGCUCAGGCUAUUGGCUUCGUCGCCGCGAGCCGUUGCCCGAGCGCUCCAGGACGCCCCGCCCCCGCUCAGUGACGUCACCACGCACGACGUCACCAAGGGGGAGAAAAUGGAGGCAAAGGUCAUUCAGCUCAUUGAACCAGUUUCUACUUGCCUUUCCACUCCUGUUCACUAUAUGGUUUGCGAAGCUGGAUUUGAAAUAAAGGAAAAGCAUGCAAUUAAUAAUUUUGUAUCUGACAGUGGUGAGAUAUUUUGGAGCGCAAUUACAGAACACAUACAUUAUGGAGAAUCAGGUCAAUCCUUGGAGUACAUAAAUAGUGUGAGGUCUUUAGGUCCUGUAUGUGAAUCUGUUCACUUGCAUUUUCAAUCCCUCACCAUGGAACAAUUUGAAGACCAGUUUCUGUUGUGGUUUCAGUGGACAAACUGCUCAGAGAUAUUUCUUGAAAUGCUUCGUACCGUAAAGGAUCCAGAUGUUACAGCAAUUGCCCUGAGCUUAAUGAAGCUUACAUCAUGCUUGGAGCGUGCCUUGGGUGAUGUACUCUUAUUAAUAGGCAAAGAAUGUCCUUUUCUUCUGAGAGAUUUGCUUGCAUCUCAGGAACUUGCUAAAGUCUUUGGACAGUCAGUGAUGGAUGUUCUGAGAGUGUUUAUUGGAUCUCCAGAUGGUCUAAAUCUCCGUAAUAUUUUGUGGCACGGGUUUGCAUCACCUCAAGAAAUUCCUGUGAAAUAUUUCUCUAUGCUGCUUUUUUUAACAGCAGGAUUGGGGCAAUUGUUAAAGAAUUAUCUCCUGGAAACUCAGACUUCUUUAGUUCAUCGACCUUAUGUACCCUUCAAUAUCUUGGAAGAGCUACAUAUUUUUCCAGAUCUUAAUCAAGAACUGUUGUCAUUGGCUGAAGAAUUAGUUAUGAAAUCAAAUAUUGUAUUAAAAAACAUGGUGCCCUUUUGGAUUACUGCAGUGACAUCAUUUAGACAAUCUAGGUUUGCAGACUGUGUUAUAUUGUUACUUCCUCAGUUGGAAAGUGGACUUAGAUUGCUUUUCACAAGAGUUAAUAAAUGUCCAAGCAGAUUAAUGACAGCUGAGUCAACUUCUCUAUACACUACCUUUGAUGAGAUUCUGGCAAAACAAUUGAACAAUGAAGAAAUCAAUCAGCUUCCUUUACUACUUGGUGAAUCAGCAAUGGAAUUUCUAUGGGAUUUCUUGAACCAUCAAGAAGGCCCACGUGUUAGAGAUCAUAUGAGCCAUGGAGAGAGCAAUUUAAAGAACUUUCCAAGAGAAAUAGCAAAUUCUAUUCUUGCAUUUUCUAUUACACUUUUGUACAGAUUUUCUACGGAUGAUGUUGGUGCCAUCAAGAGCAACACAUUGCUAGAACCACUCAUGAGCUGUGGAAAUUACUAUUGUUCCAAGUUUCAUCCAGCAGCCAUACUAAAAAAACAGGUAGUGAAAUGCAUAAGAAGUAUCACUGUAUGGUCUGAUCUUCCUAUAUUGCCUGAAGAGGAAGUUCAGGAAAUUGCAAGGUUGGGAAAGGAUGUUGAUUUUCCUUGUAUUUUUGUGACUGCUGAUAUUUUCUCUCAACUACAACCCUACUUACCACAGACUAUCAGAAUUUCAGGUGAUCCUGUGAACAGCUUGCUAACAGAGAAGUUACUGACUGAACUCUGCAGCAAGCAUGUCUGUGUUCUCUUCUGCCCACGGACAGUUCUGGAAAUCAUUGUAGUCCUUCAUCAAAUAACUACUCAGUCCCACCAGGUAUCAAGUCAAGUCAUUUCUACAUGUGAAACCAGAUAUAAACAGUGGGUAAAUAAGUCACUGCGAUCACGCCAGAGGAACAACUAUCUGCGUAUGAGAAGGAGUAUUAUAUUUCUGUCUCCUGUCUUGCAACUCAUUUUAAUCUUGAUUACUCUGGAGCUAAUGAGCAUCCAUACUGUUUGUGAAAAGAAUGCUUCAGAUUAUCAGCAAUAUCUAAAGUUUCUAAAGUUUAUUUUGCAGUACACUGAGAAUUUGGUGACCUACACAAAGCCGGAAAAGAAUAAAUGGGAGGAAACUGUGACCCUGACUGAAAAAGCUAUGCUGAAAAUCAAAACUUUCUUAGGGAAGCAGCUAGCGCUUGUGCAGUUAGCAAAAUAAAAAAAUAUAGUCCUCACCAAGACUUAAUAGGUUUAAGUGGAAUUGUCAUAGCUGCAUUCAAGUGUUUACUGGUGUGUGUGUGUGUAAGUAAGUAAGUAAGUAAUGGCAAAAUGUACUGUACUCUAUAUUUUCUCUGUGAGGAUGAAUAAAUAACCUUUCCCAGGUAAAGAAUAGAAUGUGUAGCAAAGACAGUGAAUGCUGUUUUUCAUUUGAUAUACAUUUUAUUUCUCAACUUUCUGAUAUUUUUUUGUAUUUUUUUAUUUAUUCUUAGUCAAGAUUUACCAAAGCGUUUGGGAGAGGACAUUUGACAACUGGGGUAGAGACACUACUUAAAAUCUCCAGGCAGUAAAUUCUUCUCAUGGUCCAGUAUAGAUUUUCACAACCUGAUACAGUCGAACCUUCUUAUACACGUAUUUUUUUACAUGGAUUCAAGCAUCCACGGUUUGAAAAUGUUAAAAAAAAGUAUAAAUUUCAAAUAUCAAACCUUGAUUUUCCUUUUUUUUUUUUAAUAAGGGACACCAUUUUGCUAUGUCAUUAUAUUUAAUAGGACUUGAGCAUCCACAGAUUUUGUUAUACAUGGGGAAUCUUGGAACCAAACCCCAGCGUAUAACAAAGGUCAACUGUAUUAAAAUUCUUUAUAUGGAAGUACAUUCCUCUGAUUCCAGGUGGAUUUAAUUCCUAAUCAGCAGAGCUGGAAAAAUUACUCCUCUGCUCUACCAGAAUCUUUCCAGAAUCCCUACUGGCCAUGUGGGCUGGAUGUUUCUGGGCCCACUUUUUAAGUAACUUUUUAAGCUCUGAUAGUAAGUGAAUAUGGAACUGAUAAACAUGUUGCCCAAUGGUAGGUUUAGUUUUUUCCCUCCUAAAUAAUUGUCUCUCCUUCCCUCUUUGCUAAAUUUAAUAAAUGAAUAAAAACAACCAACAGAUUUUGUGUUAAAAGUUUAGAAUUAAUUGGCAGGUUAGUUCAUAAUCAGCCAAAGGAAAGCUGAACUCUUCCAGGACAUUAAUUGACAACUAACGCAACAAAUUCUGUUUUUGGUUUGUUUGUUUUUUAAAUUGAGCUAUCCAAAUUUAUAAGCUGCAGUUCAAAAAAUAAACAGAAGGGGGGCAAUGUUCCAUAACAUAUAAAUACUUUAUGCUUGGUUCUUUACUAGUAUAGUGGUGAACCCUUUACCAUUACAUUCUUGCAAUUUGAUAUCCUUUCAGGCUGGAGGCUCUUGUUUAGUUUUAAUUUUAAAAUGGAAUGUAGCAGUACUGAAAGUAUAUGAAAUUAUUCUUCCGUAUUUUUUGGCCUAUAUUCUCAGCAGUUUAUCCUUCCCUCUCCAAUUUGAGAAAUUAUGUGCUAUUGCAGAAAGAAAGCAGAUAAAUUCACCUGUUUGAUGUUGAAACUACAGUGAAGAAUCUUUUCCAAGCAAAUUCCAUGAUGGUAAAUAACAAAUCAAGGAUGACUGAUGUACUGAAUUUUACUUAGAGAUGUCAGAAGUGCAUUACUUUCUCUUCUGCUAACAUUAAUGACACAUUAGUUGGGAAUAUGAGAGAGGGCCUUAUUGAUGGCUGCUUCCAGGCCCAGGCAAGCUUCUUCUCUUCUUGCCAGCAGGGAAAGACUUUUUUUAUUUGGAUAGGAUGUGGGCUUUUCAGCUGACUUCGUUUUGAAGUAGAUUUUAGCUGUUUGAUGCUAAAAUCGAUAUACUUUUAAAUUAUUAUAUUAAUGCUUUAUUAAUAAAUUUGUAUUUUGUUUUAACUACUUUAAGCAUUGUUUUACUGAAAAGGCCUUAUGAAAGGUUAAUAAGUAAAGUUGUCAACUUUGUUUGUUUUUUAAAAUAAUUAAUAUAAGCUUGAGAGCCUAUUGGCAUUUGUACCUGCAUUUUAUUGAACCUUCCCUACAUGGUGAAUUCCAAAUGUGUUGGACUGCAACUCCUGUCAUCUCUCCCAGUAUGGUUAUUGGCUUCCAGCUUUGGAUGGAAGAUCUGUAGGGCUUAGAGUUGCAUAUAUUAUUCCCAUAACAGAAGAAUAUGAAGCAGCCUCUUUUCUCUAAUUGAUGUACCAUAGCUAAAAGUAAAAACCUAAUCUUAUUAUUAUUUCUAGACCUGGUAAGAGUCCUCCUUAGGUUUCAGAUCUGCCCAGUAACAUGGACAAAUAGCCUUUUGUUCAUCAGUAUGAAACCAUCAGAACAGACAUUUCUGCCCUCUUCAUUUUGAUCCCCCCCCCCCAUUUGUCCAAAUAAUAUUUUCAUACAAAGCAUUGAUUUUACUAUCCUGACUAUUUCCCAUAAUAAAUGAAUUGAAGAUUGGCUGACUUUCCUGUUCCCUGAAUUUUUUUAGCAGUAGUCUUUGGAGUUAUUAUUUAAUAAGAUCACAGUACUGUCUAGGAGCUAGUCUAGUAUAAUAUUUUGAGCACUGGACUAUAGAUCUGAAGACAAGUUUAAUCCUUGCUGGAUGCCC